Molecule: messenger RNA, 6296 nt
Organism: Pan troglodytes (chimpanzee)
Lineage: Eukaryota; Metazoa; Chordata; Mammalia; Primates; Hominidae
Gene: PCDHA9
Product: protocadherin alpha 9
Biological process (GO): homophilic cell-cell adhesion
Cellular component (GO): plasma membrane
Molecular function (GO): calcium ion binding
Source: RefSeq, marked inferred
ACUUGGACGUUGGAAUAAGAUAGUAAAACUCACAACAGAACUUUGAAGAACUUAGUCAGGAAAAGAAUCUCAAGCAUAGCUUUAAAAACAGAAAUUGCCCCGAGUACUAAGGAUGAGCAAUAAUGAAAUUAAAACAUAUUGUAAUAACAUUACACAAACUAUAUUGGAGAUUACAAAGAAGAGAUUAUUCAUAGAUUAUAAAGCUUGGAAAGAAUCAAAACAACACAUUUCUGGAAACAGAUUGUAUAAAUGCUGCAAAAGAGAAAAAUAUAUUUUCUCCCCACGCAACACAAGACCUUAAAGUCAAUUCUUGCUUUUCUUGCAAUAUUUUAUACCUUUUCAAUUCAUAGAAUUACUCAAGAAAACUACCUCAGUUGGUUGCUACUUUUUGUUGAUUCCUUUUACCAGACAUGACUAAGUUUCUUUUUCAUCAGUAGAUUUCUGGGCUCCUAUAUUCACUAGAGAUUGCAACUCCUGGAUUUCUCUUACACUAGAAUCCUAUUUCGAGCCAUAUGGGAGAUUCUGAAUUCCAGAACAAAAGAAUUUUGUAAUUUAAAAUUCGUGAUUGCUCAAUGGAAUCAUUUUAAUUGUUACUUCAUUUCUGUCGUUAUUUAAAACUUAAGUGGAGAGUUUUCUCAGGGAUAAGAAAACCACAAUCAAGGUCAUACAAAACUUUUAGAGGCAGUCAGUCUGCUAAGAAGGCUCCAGCAAGAGAAACAGGAUCUUCUGUUUCAACAAUCAUUACUUAAGAAAAAAUUAAGAAAAUGAAAUAAGUUUUGCAGAAUAACUGUGAAAUUUUUAUUCAUGAAAUAUGUACUUACACUUUGGGCCACGUGAUGUCACUCUUUGCCGCGAUGUUCUCUCUGAAUCCAGACAAAUACAGCCCUUUUCCCAUGGGAAGAGGCUCAAUUCUUUUUCACUCUCUCUGUGCUGAACGAUGGCGAACACAGCAGAAUGGGACUGACGAAAUCAGAUGAUUUCUUCUAAUUUGGAGGCAAUUUUCACUAAUUAGAAGAAGACUGAGUAUUUGAAAUGUUAUACUCAAGUCGAGGAGAUCCAGAGGGUCAGCCUCUACUGCUCUCGCUUCUGAUCCUCGCAAUGUGGGUGGUGGGGAGCGGCCAGCUCCACUACUCCGUCCCGGAGGAAGCCAAACACGGCACCUUCGUGGGCCGCAUCGCGCAGGACCUGGGGCUGGAGCUGGCGGAGCUGGUGCCGCGCCUGUUCCAGUUGGAUUCCAAAGGCCGCGGGGACCUUCUGGAGGUAAAUCUGCAGAAUGGCAUUUUGUUUGUGAAUUCUCGGAUCGACCGCGAGGAGCUGUGCGGGCGGAGCGCGGAGUGCAGCAUCCACCUGGAGGUGAUCGUGGACAGGCCGCUGCAGGUUUUCCAUGUGGACGUGGAGGUGAAGGACAUUAACGACAACCCUCCGGUGUUCCCAGCGACACAAAAGAAUCUGUUCAUCGCGGAAUCCAGGCCGCUUGACUCUCGGUUUCCACUAGAGGGCGCGUCCGAUGCAGAUAUCGGGGAGAACGCCCUGCUCACUUACAGACUGAGCCCCAAUGAGUAUUUCUUCCUGGACGUGCCAACCAGCAACCAGCAGGUAAAACCUCUUGGACUUGUAUUACGGAAACUUUUAGACAGAGAAGAAACUCCGGAGCUUCAUUUAUUGCUCACGGCCACCGAUGGAGGCAAACCCGAGCUGACUGGCACCGUUCAAUUACUCAUCACGGUACUGGACAACAAUGACAAUGCCCCAGUGUUCGACAGAACCCUGUAUACGGUGAAAUUACCAGAAAACGUUUCUAUCGGAACGCUGGUGAUUCACCCCAAUGCCUCAGAUUUAGACGAAGGCUUGAAUGGGGAUAUUAUUUACUCCUUCUCCAGUGAUGUUUCUCCAGACAUAAAAUCCAAGUUCCACAUGGACCCCUUAAGUGGGGCAAUCACAGUGAUAGGACAUAUGGAUUUUGAAGAAAGUAGAGCACACAAGAUCCCAGUAGAGGCUGUCGAUAAAGGCUUCCCGCCCCUGGCUGGUCAUUGUACAGUUCUUGUGGAAGUUGUGGAUGUAAAUGACAAUGCUCCACAGUUGACUAUCAAAACGCUCUCGGUUCCUGUAAAAGAGGACGCACAACUGGGGACAGUUAUUGCCCUGAUUAGUGUGACCGACCUAGACGCAGAUGCCAACGGGCAGGUUACCUGCUCCCUGACGCCCCACGUCCCCUUCAAGCUGGUGUCCACCUACAAGAAUUACUACUCGUUGGUGCUGGACAGAGCCCUGGACCGCGAGAGUGUGUCCGCCUACGAGCUGGUGGUUACCGCGCGGGACGGGGGCUCGCCUUCACUGUGGGCCACGGCCAGGGUGUCUGUGGAGGUGGCCGACGUGAACGACAACGCACCAGCGUUCGCGCAGCCCGAGUACACGGUGUUCGUGAAGGAGAACAACCCGCCGGGCUGCCACAUCUUCACGGUGUCUGCGCGGGACGCGGACGCGCAGGAGAACGCCCUGGUGUCCUACUCGCUGGUGGAGCGGCGGUUGGGCGAGCGCUCGCUGUCGAGCUACGUGUCGGUGCACGCGGAGAGCGGCAAGGUGUACGCGCUGCAGCCGUUGGACCACGAGGAGCUGGAGCUGCUACAGUUCCAGGUGAGCGCGCGCGACGCGGGCGUGCCGCCUCUGGGCAGCAACGUGACGCUGCAGGUGUUCGUGCUGGACGAGAACGACAAUGCGCCGGCGCUGCUGACACCUCGGAUGAGGGGCACUGACGGCGCAGUGAGCGAGAUGGUGCUGCGGUCGGUGGGCGCCGGCGUAGUGGUGGGGAAGGUGCUCGCAGUGGACGCCGACUCGGGCUACAACGCGUGGCUUUCAUACGAGCUGCAGCCAGAAACGGCCAGCGCGAGCAUCCCGUUCCGCGUGGGGCUGUACACGGGCGAGAUCAGCACAACGCGUGCCCUGGACGAAACGGACGCACCGCGCCAGCGCCUACUGGUGCUGGUGAAAGACCACGGGGAGCCAGCGCUGACGGCCACGGCCACUGUGCUGGUGUCGCUGGUGGAGAGCGGCCAGGCGCCAAAGUCAUCGUCGCGGGCGUCAGUGGGUGCCACGGGCCCCGAGGUGACGCUGGUGGAUGUCAACGUGUACCUGAUCAUCGCCAUCUGCGCGGUGUCUAGCCUGUUGGUUCUCACGCUGCUGCUGUACACUGUGCUGCGGUGCUCGGCGAUGCCCACCGAGGGCGAGUGCGCGCCUGGCAAGCCGACGCUGGUGUGUUCUAGCGCGGUGGGGAGUUGGUCGUACUCGCAGCAGAGGAGGCAGAGGGUGUGCUCUGGCGAGGGUCCGCAGAAGACCGACCUCAUGGCCUUCAGCCCGGGCCUUUCUCCUUGUGCUGGAUCUACAGAGCGAACGGGAGAACCCUCUGCUUCCUCAGAUUCAUCUGGGAAGCCACGACAGCCCAACCCUGACUGGCGUUACUCUGCCUCCCUGAGAGCAGGCAUGCACAGCUCUGUGCACCUAGAGGAGGCUGGCAUUCUACGGGCUGGUCCAGGAGGGCCUGAUCAGCAGUGGCCAACAGUAUCCAGUGCAACACCAGAACCAGAGGCAGGAGAAGUGUCCCCUCCAGUCGGUGCGGGUGUCAACAGCAACAGCUGGACCUUUAAAUACGGACCAGGCAACCCCAAACAAUCCGGUCCCGGUGAGUUGCCAGACAAAUUCAUUAUCCCAGGAUCUCCUGCAAUCAUCUCCAUCCGGCAGGAGCCUGCUAACAGCCAAAUUGACAAAAGUGACUUCAUAACCUUCGGCAAAAAGGAGGAGACCAAGAAAAAGAAGAAAAAGAAGAAGGGUAACAAGACCCAGGAGAAAAAAGAGAAAGGGAACAGCACGACUGACAACAGUGACCAGUGAGGUCCUCAAAUGGAAACAAGCCACUUAGCCAGUUUUUGUAAUAAUGGCAAAUCUCUCCCAUGUAGCAAUUCCCUGCUCCUUUUUCCUAUCUACAUGAGCCCUCUUAGAGACCUCAGAAAUCUGCAGAAAGUUCCCUGUGUCUGUCUAGAACGCAUUUAACAGGUUUUGUCGUAAAAGCUUUACUAAGUCUGGUGUUAACUCUUUCUCUCCACUCUGGCUUGUUUUCAGAACCUAAAAAGCAGACCCAAGUUUCCUUUCUCCUCCGCCGCAAAGGAGAGGCUUCCCAGCCCCGCCAGUGAGAGGUUGGACUCUCUGCCCUGUGCUCCGGGGAUCCUGUCUUGAUGACACUUGCAGGGCAGGCUGAAAAGUUUUGAGAUUGAGCAGCUUGGGUGUUUGUGGCCACUGGGUAUGUGUGGCUACCGCGGGUAUGCGAGUGCCAGAUAUUGGCUGAGACGAGCCAGCUUAGACUAAUUGGUACAAGGAAGGCAAGAAAACAAAGACAAAUAAACAGCGGAAGUUAUCAGUAUGGAGGGGAAGUGUAAACUUAAAGGGACCAGACUUUCUAAAUCUUACAACUCAAGAGGUGGCGGCCACCCUCUAGGAGACAAAACUACCCCCACUGACAAGGCUUUAGGAGACCCUAAAGUCUGUUGGCUGUGACGUCAUUAUACCUAAAAUCUGCAUCAUACCUGCAAGCCAACAGUUCAAUGUUUUAACAGAGAACCACCCUGGGAAACAGAAGCAGAUCUGAUGUGUUUCCUAUACAUGUCCUGUGCUCACUUUAUUAAAAAUUCUUUUGCACACAAUGUUUAUGAAAAGGCCAGAUCCUUUUCCAAUACUUAUGCAAAAGCAAAAGAAAACCCCGACACCUCACCUUUCGCUGUUUGUUGUUUCAUAGAUUUAUUUAAAAAAAAAGAGAAAGUCUAUAGCUAUAAAUCUUUAAAGAGAAAUAUGAAUACAAUUCCCCUACACUCUCCUCAAAAGAGAAUUCAGUCUACAGCCAUUUAAAUGAUCAUUGCUGCUACAGAAGUGCUUUAAGAGAAUUGCCUGAAACAUCUGUAUUAUAUCGGCCACCUGCCAAUCACAGCUUUACUCUUUCAGGUCACUCUGGGGCUGCCUCUUGCAUGUAUUACUAAAUAAAAUGAUCUCUCUUUCUCUCUCUCUCUCUUUUCUAAGAAACAAUUAUGUGCACUUUGAUACACAACCUUCUCUAACCAACUAUAUAUCAAGACCCAAAAAUGGAAGAAAAAUAUUGUUUUCUCAUACAGUGAGCAGAUUUUUCAAUCUACUAAUUCUGUGACUUGUCUUGGUGUGCUAGCCUACACCUUCUCUUUGGUUUAGUUUUCUUUUUCUAUAACACUCUGAAUUGCUAAUCUUACUAACACCUAUGAUGUUACCUGAAAUCAAUCUCCCAUAUGUAUGCUGUAUGCUAUGCUAAGACUCCUGAAAUAUACUUACUCUGUGCUUGUGUAUGUGAAUGUUAAUGCAACUAUUACCUAGAGUGAACUUUAAACUUUAUUGUUGAAUGUAAUUCCAUUAUAUUUCCUUUUGUACACCUGUGAAAAAGUGGAGUAGUGUUUUUUUAACCAUUGUUAAUCAGCUUUUGUGUAUGAAAGACACAGUAAAAUUUCUUUCUUAAAUCAAGAUACUGGUGAUUCAAGGAAUUUUAUUUAUGGUCCAGCCAAGAGCCAUCUCUUGCCAAGACUUCUGCUGGCAAGGGAAUGGGUAAAGCUGUUUUGUUCUAGUAACAAUUUUGGAAUGAAUACUGACAAUAUUCCAUGAGGGUGUGCAAGCACAAAUUUUACCAAUCUGACCUCUUUGAAGUUGCAGAAUGCUUUGAAAUUCUAAUGGUAUCUGAAAUAUCAGCUCAUAGAAAGUAACAAAAUUUGCUGUCACCUUAAAUAAGACAUUUUAAUUUUGUUAUAAUGUACAAUUUAGAAGUUUGAUUAAUUAUAUUAUCUAUUUAGGCAUUAAUAUAAAAGAGGUAGGAGUCUGUUAUUUAAAAAAAGCAUUAAAUUAAAAAAAAACUGUCAUGUCUACUUUUAGCUUCAUUCUCCCAUAUUUUGAAGGGUGUGUAACUUCAGCUCUGCAGGAUUGCAUGGGGUAAAACUUGUUGCCAACACAUGUGAACCAUUGCUACAUUGUAGGUUGUGAUCAUUUUGCCCCACUGAAGCCCAUGUAUCUGACCUUACGUGCCUUUUGAACUAGGAGAAUCGGGCUAAUUUAUUAAUGAUGAUAAUUAUAAUGUAUCUGUACAGCACUUUUUACAUUUGCGAAGUGCUUUCCAAUCCAUGUUAGUUACUAGUUAUUACAGCUGUAAGGAUAAAACACGUCAUGUGGAUUCAUUUUGAAUUGGUGCUAUUGGUAUUUCCUCUGUUAUUGCUAAUAAAUGAAAAUGGUGGUAUGAAAGA